This is a messenger RNA of Nicotiana attenuata, 1872 nucleotides long. RefSeq lists its product as uncharacterized. NCBI's taxonomy places the organism in Eukaryota, Viridiplantae, Streptophyta, Magnoliopsida, Solanales, Solanaceae. The coding region runs from base 1 to 1872 and encodes 623 amino acids. The record is from RefSeq and is a predicted model, not a curated record. The transcript has 5 exons.
AUGGGUGACGUAGAAAACGUCAACGGGAAUAACAGGAAUGAUCGAGAUGACCCAAACGUCAGAGUGGUAGCACCUCUUCUGCCGGAAGCUAAUCUUUAUGAUUGGGCGCGACCAACUGCUGAUAACCUGGCCACAGCAAUUGCGGUUCCUCCCAUACAAGUGGAGACAUUUCAGAUUACCAACAACAUGCUGCACCUGCAGAUUGAUGAGAUAUUGCAAUUCAAGCAGAAUCCAACUGAGACUUUGCAAGAGACCUGGGAGAGGUUUAAGGGUAUGUUGGUGAAGUGUCCUCAGCAUGGCAUUCUGGAUCAGAUGCUGGGACGGAGAUUCUAUAUGGGUUUGGCUAACAGUCUGAAGGGCAAUGUAGAUGCUUCUGCUGGGGGUGCAUUCUUGAGCAAAACCUUCACAGAGAGUAAGAUUCUUCUUGACAAGAUGUCUCAAAAUUCAGGUUGGAUGACGAGAGACACAACACUCACUCCAAUAGUGCAUUCUGUCGCUCUUGACCCAAACAACACAAAUGCAGAAAACAUAGCCACUCUUAUGACCCAGAUGAGCUUGCUGACAAAGAAAAUCGAUGAGAUGGGUAUGAAGCAGGUGCACAUUGUUGAUACCACAAAUGGAGGCUUAUGUACUCCUUGCAUAAACCAGUCAUAUGUGUGCUCGUGGAGUGGAGAGAAUGACAACCAGGGUUUCAAAGAAGACAUGAAUUAUGUCAAUAAUUUUGGAGGUCAGAGGCAAGGUGGGCAGCAAUGGGGACCAACAUCAAACCAGCAGUACAUACCAAACCAGCCACAACACAACCCCAAUCCAGGAGGAGCACGACCACAAGGCCAAGUCGUGCCUUAUCAAAGGACAAUUGGAAAGAUGCAAGAGAAGUUAGCUGCACAUGAUUCAGCAAUCAAAGGCAUUGAAACUCAAUUGGGAAAGCUAUCUAUGGCCUUGAACAAUAGCCCACAAGGAACAUUGCCUGCAGAUGCAAACAUUAAUCCAAAUGAGCAAAACCUAAAUCAGCUCAUGGCAGUAGAGAGAGAGACAACGCCAACUACUCCAACUACUCCAGUUACAUUAGAGAUAGAUGAGUCAGCAGAGCUCACCGAGGUUGUAAUCGAGCAAGCACAUGUUGACAAGGGUAAGGAGAAGGAAGGUGAGAAACUCCCAGAACAGGUAGUAGAAAAAGCUUCCAGCAAAGAAAAGACACAAAGCAGUGGGCAGAGGUUGGUUCCUACACCAUUCCGUCAGAGGAAAAAGCCAUGGUAUGCAAAAAUGAUGAAGGACCUGAUGUCGCCAAAAUUUGACUUCCAGGACCUGUCCACUAUAACUCUGACGCAGACCUACAGCGCGAUAGUGACAAGGCCUAUGGCUCAAAAGGUGUCUGAUCCAGGUAGUUUCACUAUCUCAUGCACCAUUGGGAAAUAUGCUUUUGCUAAAGCAUUGUGUGACUUGGGAGCCAGUAUAAACUUGAUGCCCUUGGAAAUCUAUACAAAACUGGGCAUUGGCAGAGCUAGACCAACCUCAAUGUUGGUGCAACUGGCUGAUCGCACAGUCAAAAGACCGACAGGAAUUCUUGAUGAUGUGCUUGUUCAAGUGGGGAAAUUUGUAUUCCCUGCAGACUUCGUCAUUCUUGACUGUCAAGUGGAUGAAGAGAUACCAAUCAUUCUGGGCAGGCCGUUUUUAGCCACUGGGAGAGCAUUGAUUGAUUGUGAGACUGAAGAAUUAAAAAUGAGGUUGAAAAAUGAAGAGGUAAUAUUCAAUGUUCAACAAUCUAUGAGGAGACCCAUCGAAUUUGCAAAUUGCUCAUUAGUGGAGGCCGUAGAUGUAAUACUACAAGAGGAGGAUGAGACUGUUAAUGUCAGGGAGUGGAAGCCUGCUUGA